This is a messenger RNA of Oreochromis niloticus (Nile tilapia), 3827 nucleotides long. RefSeq names its product protein inhibitor of activated STAT, 1b (gene pias1b). Gene Ontology annotation, biological process: regulation of transcription by RNA polymerase II; protein sumoylation. The transcript is spliced from 14 exons. Lineage: Eukaryota; Metazoa; Chordata; Actinopteri; Cichliformes; Cichlidae. The coding region runs from base 95 to 2083 and encodes 662 amino acids. Gene Ontology annotation, cellular component: chromatin. The record is from RefSeq and is a predicted model, not a curated record. Gene Ontology annotation, molecular function: zinc ion binding; transcription coregulator activity; SUMO ligase activity.
GCAGCGCCCCCUGCUGCGCACUGUGGAGAAUGAAAACUGACUUUUUUAUGUUUCUUGAGGAUGGCUGUUGCGCCUGCGCAACCAGUGUAACAAGAUGGCGGAGAGUGCGGAACUGAAGCAAAUGGUAAUGAGCCUUCGUGUUUCUGAGCUCCAAGUGUUGUUGGGAUAUGCGGGACGGAAUAAGCAUGGGCGCAAACAUGAACUUUUGACCAAAGCUCUCCACCUACUCAAGGCUGGUUGCAGUCCCGCAGUGCAGAUGAAGAUCAAAGAGCUCUACAGGCGGCGCUUUCCAACCAAAAUGGUUUCGCCAGUGGACCUAGCUCUUCCCGGUGUCCACGCUGCAGCCAGCUUGCCCACUGGCCUCGCCCAGCUGGGGUUUGACAGCCACGGUUCCCCAUCACCGCUGCUGCCUGUUUCUUUACUCGGGCCUAAGCACGAGCUGAGUCUGCCUCAUCUUUCCUCCGCUCUGCACCCUGUACACCCUGAUGUCAAGCUCCAGAGAUUGUCAUUCUACGAUGUGCUGGAUGAGCUGAUAAAGCCAACCAGCCUGGCUUCAGACAACAGUCAGCGGUUCCAGGAAGCAUGUUAUGCCUUUGCAUUAACACCGCAGCAAGUUCAGCAGAUCAGCAGCUCCAUGGACAUAUCUGGGACCAAAUGUGACUUUGCCGUUCAAGUCCAGUUAAGAUUUUGCUUAUCGGAGACGAGCUGUCCCCAGGAGGACCAUUUCCCCCCAAAUCUGUGCGUGAAGGUGAAUGGAAAGCCUUGUAAUCUUCCGGGAUAUCUUCCUCCCACCAAAAAUGGAGUUGAACCAAAAAGGCCCAGUCGCCCCAUCAACAUAACGUCUCUUGUCCGGCUGUCCACUACAGUCCCCAACACAAUUGUGGUGUCAUGGACUUCAGAAAUUGGCAGGUGUUUUUCCAUGGCUGUGUAUUUGGUCAGACAGCAGUCGUCAGCAGUGUUGUUGCAAAGACUACGGGCCAAAGGAAUCAGGAACCCUGACCACUCCAGGGCUCUGAUCAAAGAGAAGUUGACGGCCGAUCCAGAGAGUGAGAUUGCUACCACAAGUCUAAGAGUCUCUCUCCUGUGUCCUUUGGGGAAGAUGAGGCUGACAAUCCCCUGCCGAGCAAUGACAUGCUCACACCUCCAGUGCUUCGAUGCUACUCUUUAUAUUCAAAUGAAUGAGAAGAAACCAACAUGGGUUUGUCCGGUCUGUGACAAGAAGGCACCAUAUGAGCACCUAAUUAUUGACGGGUUGUUCAUGGAAAUCUUGAAUAGCUGCUCUGACUGUGAUGAAAUCCAGUUCAAAGAAGAUGGAAGCUGGGCCCCUAUGAGGUCAAAGAAAGAAGUGCAGGAGGUUGCUGCUUCCUACAACGGUGUAGACAGCGAUCUGUCUCGAACAGAGGCACAUGAGCAGAAACGGUCUAAUGACAACUGCAAGAAAGUAGAUGUGAUCGAUCUAACACUGGAUAGCUCCUCAGAAGAUGAGCUAGAUGACGAGCCGCCUCUUAAAAGAGCCUGUCCCUCGCUGUCACCCGUCUCUCCACCUGCAAGCAAAGGAGUACUAAACCUGCACAGCCAGGCCUCACCUGUGAGCAGAGCUCCCAGCAUGCCACCUGUGGAGACCAGUUACAUUCCUCCCCCACCACCUCUUAUCCAGGACUACCGCCACUACUAUCACACAGCCAGUGACCUGCCAGAUCAAAAUUUCUUCUCCUUCCUCCAAGGCGACAAUCAGCAUUACAAUAUGGUGAUGGCUGCUGCAGCAGCUGCGUCGGCUUCAGCCUCAGAGGAUCGUGACCUGCUCCUCAACCAUUUCCUGCCCUACAGCUCCCCUCAGCUGUUACGUGAGCAGCCAGGCACCCCGGCAAGCAGCACAUUGGCUGCCACCAACGGAGGCAGCAACAGCGGCAGCACCAGUAGUUUGGUGUCUUCGAGCAGUCUGCGGGACCGCGACAAAGACCGGGAUCGGGACAGAGACAGGGACAGCCAUUCCAUUUCAGGAUUAUCAAGGUCCUCAGUGGAAGCAGCUGCAGCUGCAGCGGCCAUUUAUGGCUCCAUAUCUGACAUUAUCUCUCUUGACUAGAUCCACUCAGAACUGAAAGACAAGGGAGACCUCGAGAACAGGAGUUCUUUGUAAAUAAAGAAGAGGAAGAUGAAAGAAUACAGUGCUAUGUACAGAGAGGAAAAUCUAUUUUCAAUUUUACUUAUCAUAUGUAUAUAAACUUAGGACGCUUCCUGUCCGGUGAGUUACUUCAGUUGAUAUUUUUCUGUGAAUACUGAAGACUUUUUCACACCUCUUCAUGUGGUCCUUUGAUUAAAUUGUACCUUUUGUACCUGUUUUUACAGUUUUGUUUCGAUAAUUCAUGUCAAUGGCAUUAUUUCAGUAUACAUGCACAGAACGCAGUGGGGGUCACAACCUUAUGGAGCGUGAUAUUCAGAAUAUAAAGAAAAAGGGCAUUGUUAUAGAUGUACAAAAGGCAGGUCUCAGCAAAACAGGAAAAUGGGUAACACUUUCUUUAUUUUCUAAAUGGCUUUAUUUCUGUUGACAUGCUGUGGGCAGCAGAAAGAUCUGGCCAUUUUUUGCCAUCACUGUAGAAUUUUUUCAGUAGAACAUUCAUGCUGUGGUCAUUAUUUUAAAUAAUUAUUUAUGAUGUAAGUUAUGUAGGAUGCGUGCUGUUUUUUUGUUUUUUAAAGAAGCAUUCCCUAUGCCUCUAGGAACUGUUGCCACUAGAAAUGCAGGAGUAAAUGCUAGAUCCUUCUAUUGUCAUAAGUGUUCUCUUUUCCUCCUCACUUCUUUAACUCAAAUCAAACAUGAACAAUGUUAAAUUGUUCAAACUGUACCUGGAUGACAUAAAUUGGGAGAAGUCAGUAUUGUUAAGACAACGCUUUUAUUUUAAUUUUAUUUUGUUGUUGUUGUUGUGUGAAUGAAGGGCACAGGUCCAGCAAGAACCACUAUCGGACCUUUUAUAUAAAUCUUAGAUUUGCAGUAUUGUGUAAUUUUUUUUUUUCUCUCAAAGUGUAGUUGUUUUACUUUGCAUAUUAUAUUCUUAAAUACAUGCAAAGAAAAAAAAAACACAAUUGGUGAGUCGAUACCGAUAAAUUUCUGCUCCACCGUCAAUGGGAGACUAGUUUCUGGUCCACUUGAGGUGAAAUGUUAUAUUUGAAAGGUGUAAAACUGUUCACUGAGUGCAAUUGGAUUAAAUACAUUUCACUGGGUUUGAUUUUAGCACUUGCUGCUUUUUGUUUUUUAAUUUCCAGAGAGUCUGUUUGGAGCAGUGAAGCAUUACAAUGCGCACUUGAGUAGUUUUCAGCUUUAUGUGUGUCUGCAAAUUACCUGAAAGCUCACCUGUUUGAGUGCUCUUCCCUAUGGAGGUGACAGGACACAGCCUUUUUUUGAUGUUUAAUGUAUUUGCAGCAGCCUCUAAGAUAACUGUGAUAGAGCUUAGUCUUCGAUUGAAUCACAACACACUUUUUUUUGGCCCAGAAGUCAAAAUCAUCUAUGUUACUUUGGACUCCUCCCUUUCCUUUAUUUUAUUUGACUUGUGCUUACAAUUAGAAUUAUUUAUUAUCAUAUAUAUUUUUCAGCAUUUGUUUGAUUAAUGAACAUGCAUUGCUGUCAUUGUAUGUGAUCAUUUCUUUUGUAAUUAUAUAUAAUUAAUGCUAUUUAAAGAUGUCAUUGUUGCUUGACAUGCAUUGUAACAUUUUCUGUUUGUCUGUUUUGCUAUCAGAUGAUGUCAAUAACUCAAUAGAAGCUUUGAUCAUUUUGAACGGCUGCGAGGUCUACUGUGCUGUUUGAUAUUUGUAAGAAUUAAAACCAAUACAAGGAA